Molecule: messenger RNA, 783 nt
Organism: Tricharina praecox
Lineage: Eukaryota; Fungi; Ascomycota; Pezizomycetes; Pezizales; Pyronemataceae
Exons: 2
Coding region: 1-783 (260 amino acids)
Source: RefSeq, a predicted model, not a curated record
AUGAACCUGUACAGCGGUGCCGUUCCAGCGGCGCUGACCCACGACUCCCAGCUUCCCACCCUCCGCGAAUUCGACGUGUUGCUCAAUGACUACGUCAUGUCGCUCUCGGAGAAGAAACGCGACAAGGCUCUGAUCGGACAGGUCCGCUACAACAACAUCAGCGCCGUUCUGCGGGACCCCAAGUGCACGACUAUCGAGUCGGCGCAGUUCCGGUUCUGGGCCAAGAAGAUGUUCGUCUUGGACUUUCAGGAGGACGAGAAUGGUCGCACCAGCCAGGUUGUCAUGCACGAGAACAAGCCGGUUGCCAUCCGUGAGCAAUUGUUUGGGAUCCUAACUACGGCGCACAUCCAAUGCCAACACGGGGGACGGGACAAGACGUCCUCUCAGGUCCGUCAGUUCUACUCGUGGGUUCCCAAGGAAUUGAUUGCGCGCUUCGUCAGGGGAUGCCCCAGCUGCAUGGCUCGCAGAAGCCCCCAGAGCAUCAGGCGGACGUCUCCUCCCAGACGCUCUCCAUUGAGGCGCACCCCUCCGCGAGUCGUUCCACACGCCGACACUCCCCUCGACUACCACAAUUCGCCGCCGCCGCAACAGCAGCAACAGCAGCAGCAGAUUCAACCUUCGGCGCAAACCGUGGUGGUCGUCGGUGGAUCGCCGCCAUUGCACCACCAGGUUCCGGCGCACGUUCCGCAGCAGCAUGCCCCUCAGCAGGAGUACCACCAUUUCCAGAACAUGCCCAGCCAGAAUCAACACUCGAGCCAGCCGUUCGCCGCCCAAUGGGCGUAG